AUGUCGGAGGCUGAUAUACACACAGAAAAAGUUCGAUGCUUAGGACUUUCGUCGCCCGGUCCUCACGCUGUGUUGAUAACGAUUCCUGUUGAUACUCGCCAUACAACAGCAGACAAGAAAACCGCUGAGGAGAUCUUGAAGAUGUUUGGACACAAUGUCAAAGAUUUCGUUUUGCCAGUGUUUACUAAAGCAGAUCAACUUCGGGAAAACUUUGUCACAGAAGAGAAACUUAUGCGAGAGUUAGACGGAGAUCUGAAACAGGUUAUUGAAACGUGUGGAGGGAAAUAUGUUUUCGUUAACAAUAAAGCACAAAACACCGAAAGAUCGACGAAAAGAGAGAAGAUAUUUGCUGAAAUCGACAAAAUUUCAACGAAACAUGAACUUUUCUAUCAAAGCAAUGAGUACAAGGAGAUAGAGCGUCAAAUCCUGCAGAUUGCAAAAAAAGCCUUCUCUGAAUAUACAACAAGCCCAGUGGAACGUAGGACCCUGUACAAUACAAACAAACAGAUCUGA
This is a messenger RNA of Mizuhopecten yessoensis (Yesso scallop), 513 nucleotides long. RefSeq names its product GTPase IMAP family member 4-like. Bases 1 to 513 code for a protein of 170 amino acids. Gene Ontology annotation, molecular function: GTP binding. The record is from RefSeq and is a predicted model, not a curated record. NCBI's taxonomy places the organism in Eukaryota, Metazoa, Mollusca, Bivalvia, Pectinida, Pectinidae. The transcript has a single exon.